This is a messenger RNA of Haliotis rufescens (red abalone), 8539 nucleotides long. RefSeq names its product biorientation of chromosomes in cell division protein 1-like 1. The coding region runs from base 16 to 6603 and encodes 2195 amino acids. Gene Ontology annotation, molecular function: actin binding; small GTPase binding. The transcript is spliced from 16 exons. Lineage: Eukaryota; Metazoa; Mollusca; Gastropoda; Lepetellida; Haliotidae. Gene Ontology annotation, biological process: actin cytoskeleton organization. The record is from RefSeq and is a predicted model, not a curated record.
UAUGAAACUUUCAAAAUGGACGAAAGUUACCAUCUCGACAAUGGCCCAGGCUUGUGUAAGAUGAAGCGUGUGAUUGGUUACGCUCUUAACCAAUCAGCGACGACCUGUGCAGCAGUAAGAGCAAACGAUCCACGCAUUGAAGUGGAAACCGCCUUAGCGCUAGACCGAGCGCCUCGCAUUCAAACCUAUAUCGCGCUGAAGCGCAAACUGAAAUGCGACGACGAAUGGCUUUCAGAUUUUCUUCACAAUCAUGGAUUGGGGAUACUGUUUAAAAGUUUGGACAAGUCUAGAAGACAAAAGUGUGGGAGAUUUUACUGUGUGGUACUUCGAAUUGUGAUUAUUCAGUGCAUACGGGCAGUCAUGAGUUCUCAAACCAGCUUGGAUUAUAUUAUAGAGAACGAGGACUUUAUACGCAAGUUCUCCACAGGUUUGGAUACGGGCGACAUUUCAGUGAAGAAACAGAUCUUUGAACUUCUGUCGGCGAUAUGUGUGUAUUCCAAGGAAGGCUACGCACGCGCACUCGCAGUGUUCGAACAGUACAAGACGAGCAAGAAGAAACGAUACCGCUUCUCCCUGGUGUUGGACGAACUGACCCGCACGGACAAUGUCCACUACAAAGUCAUCCUGCUCGAGUUCAUCAACUGUGUCAUCAUCUACACAGAGGAUGUCGAAGACCGAAUCCGGGUCAGGAACGAAUUCUAUGGUCUCAAGCUACAAGACGUCCUAAAUUCGCUCAGGAAGGAGGAGGAACAUGGCGUUACGCUACAGCUGCAGCUGUUCGAGGAACACAAGGCAAAUGAUGAUGAACUUCAUCCUGCUGCCAAGAACGUGGAUCUCGGUAGCCCCAUGGACGUCUUCCACGCCAUCUACAAACAGGUAUGCUCAACGCCCCAAGAGUUGAACUUCCUCACAUGCCUGCAGCAUCUCCUGAAGAUAGAUCCAAACGAUCCAAUCAGUGACACUGUCUGGCAGAGUGUGGAGCAGUUGGUCUCCAAGGCAACGCUUAUAGAAAAUGCUUCAGAGGCUCAGAAACUUCUCGUGUCUACAUCCAGGAAGCUGGACAGAUCGGGGGACCCUAAGUGCUGUUGUUCCUGCCACAAGGAAGGUGGGGAUGGUGGACACGGAAACCCAAAACAGAGGCUUGGGAGGGGGUCAGCGCCAAGCACACCUGACGGGGAACGACCUCCUCUUGGGUCACCACUUGCUCCCCCUCCACCCCCACCUCCACCACCUCCUGCCUCCAUCCCUCCGCCUCCUCCACCCCCUCCGCCACCACCAGGAGGACCACCUCCUCCACCUCCACCCCCAGGAUGUCCUCCUCCUCCCCCACCUCCGGGAUGCGCACCCAAAGCACCGGUUUCUAACCUCCCACAGGUCAAUGUGCCCAAACCUAAGUCAAAGAUGAGGACGUUCCAAUGGCAUAAAAUCUCAAUGAACAAAGUGAUGGGCAAGAGUAACUUGUGGACAUUGGUUGGCAAACUGUUCAACAACUAUAAAAUGGACUAUCAUAAGAUGGACGAGUUGUUCAGCGUUGCACAGCCUCGACCAGCCGCCAGGCAGGACGGCCCAGGCACCCCAGAGAAGAAGAGGGAGAGUAGCGAGAUCACCCUUCUGGACGGUAAACGAAGUCUCAACGUCAACAUUUUCUUGAAGCAAUUCAAGAUGCCGAACGAAGAGAUAGUUCGUCUGCUGAGAGAAGGUAGCAGUGGCAAGUUCGGAGCUGAAAAAUUGAAGGGUCUGCAAAAGAUUCUCCCGCCAGUUGAUGAGAUUGAAGUCUUCCGAAGUUUCGAUGGUGAUAAGGAAAAGCUAGGAAAUGCUGAAAAGUUUUUCGUCUGCCUCCUAGGCUUGCCAAACUACAAACUCCGCAUCGACGGGAUGCUUAUUAAGGAAGAGUUUCACGCCAACAUGGAAUGGAUAGGGCCCUCUGUGGAAGCCAUCAUUGCUGCCGCUAAAGAGAUCAAAGAGAGCCGGUCCCUUCGUGAGCUGAUUUACCUGGUGUUGAUAGCUGGAAAUUACCUGAACGCUGGUAAUUAUGCCGGCAAUGCUGCAGGGUUUAAGCUGUCAUCACUGCUGAAGCUCACCGAGAUCAGAGCCAACAAACCUCGGAUGAAUCUACUCCACUAUGUAGCACAGGAAGCGGAAGAGAAGAACCCAAAGCUUCUGAACUUCCCCGAGGAGAUGACUUUCUUGAAGGAUGCUUCCAACACCGCUAUGGACAGUCUAAUGUCCGACAUCAACGGCAUCACUAACAAGGUCAAGGACAUAUCUGACCAGAUCAGCAAGACUGGCGAUGACUUCAAAUCCCAAAUGGCGUCUUUCCUGAUGGAAGCAAAUGAGGAGGUGCUGGAGCUGCAGGAAGACUUGAAGGACAUUGAUGCCCUCCGUCUGGAGUUGGCCGACUUCUUCUGUGAAGACGCAGGAAGCUUCAAACUAGAAGACAGCUUCAAGACUCUGCAGAUAUUCAGAGAUAGGUUCAAGAAGGCUAUCGAGGAGAACAGGUCGCGACGUAUACAGGAGGAGAAGGCUGAAGCCAGGAGAAAGCUGAAGGAGUCGGAGAACUCCAAGAAACUUGCUGAAAAACAAGGUGAAGGUUUGAAGGAACCAGGAGAUAUGUCGAUGGACCGAAGUUCCCCAACUAGUCCAGAGAACGGUUCCAUUGUGGAUAUGCUGUUGGCUGAUGUGAGGUCCGGGGUGACCAACAACAAGUUCAGUGAUGGAAGCUUCAGCGUGAAGAAGGUUCAAAAGGUGAACCUGGACCUUGCUAGUGGCCUAAUCAGUGGGCUUGGAGAUGCUGCUGCGGUGGCUGACAAUCCAUUUGUUCGGAAUGGGACUGGGAGGAGGAGCACGAGGAGAAGCAUGAGGAAGUCUGAGAAGCUGGAGGACAAGAGUCUGGACACAACGGACACUGAAAGUACCUGUAGUAGCCUUGAGGAUGCCAUUCCUGACAUCCAAAAAAACAGAUCCAGGAAGAGCUAUGCCACUGAGGAUGACGCUUCUCUCAUAGAAUUCCUGAACGAUAAUGUUGGUGAGGAUAAGAAAGGACCAGAUCUUUCGUUUGAUCGGUAUGGUAGCUUAAGGCGGAAGAGGAAGGAUAGAAAAGGAUUGUUGGACAUAAUAGACAGGGAAAGAGCACCUUCUCCUCGAGUGACAGAUCAGCAGAGUCGUGCUUCACCAGAUCCUAAUUCUGGGAAAGAGAUGAAGGUGGCAUCCGCUGAUCGCUCUUCUGAAUCAUCACUAGAUGAUGCUCCAGUGCGUCCAUUUAGAAGGACACGCAGCAUGUACGACAAGACGACAUCAAGGCGUUAUGGCAGCGAUAGUGACAGUGUUGCAUCUUCCUCAUCAGUAAAAGCUGACGACGAUGAGAAGGAUGACGUUCUUGAGAGGGUUAAACGAAAAUUGUACUCAAAAGGUAAAAGUGACGGCCCUGAAGCAACUAAAACGCCUCCUCCAUCAGAUGAUGUUGAAAAGAGGGUGAGGAAGCUUCCAGACACUCCCAAGAAGCUUGAUAUUCCAAUAAAUUCUGGGCCAGAUUCUCCCAAAUCAGCUAAUAGGUGGAGGGUUAAUAUUUCUGGUGCCGAAUCUCCUCGAGCUCUCCAGACCAUUGAUGAAAAAUCCAAACUUGAGACUCCUGUGAUCGGUGUGGGUAAAGAUACCAGCAUCAACGGAGAUACUAGUUCUGAUAUUAUUGGACUUGAAAAUAAUAAUAAUAAUACUGACUCAAAUCAGAAAAUCGUGAAAAGCCGCGAAAGACUUUUUAAGCGUUUCCAGAGCAGUUUAGAUCCUGCUGAAUUAGACAUAUUCUUAAAGUCUUUCAAAGAGAAUGAGAAAAGAUCUCGUGAUGAUUCUGAUUUAACUUCUGGGAAAUUGUCUAUCCGUGCUCAGAUCAGUCAGAAAAUGGGCACAGAUAUCGAUCAUGUUUUGAAGAAGAUUGAAGACACUGACCGAACUAUAGACAGUGUUGGUGUUUCCCGGCCGAUGCAAAAGAGGCCUGUAAGUGCUGGACCUGAACUUAUGUCGAAAGAAAGUGACAGGUCUUCCACUCCCAAUUCUGAAAUCGUUCUCAAAGCCAAAAGAGAAACUCGAAAGAAACGGGCUCAUGUUUCUCUCGAUGAAGUACAGAGUGCCUUAAAACAGAAGAUGCCAGAGCCAGAUACAAAGCCACAUUCAUCAACAGAAGGGCCAGAUCCUUCCAAAAGUCCUAUCAUUCCCCCCAGAAGGAAGUCCACCGGAGAAGCUGAUGACAGCAAGGUGAGCCCCGACAGAGAAAAGUCUGGGAAGCUGACUGGGAAGCAAAAGUUCAAUAGAGACCGGUUCGGUUCAAAGAAAGCUGAAAGUGAUUCAGUCAGUAGCAGAUGCAAGAGCAAUGUGGAGAAGGAUUCAGUGGACAAGGCCCUCAAGGAGCUGGAAGUGGGGAUGAGCCGGUCUAAAAGCUAUGAUGAAUCUGUGGCAAGGAACGCGAUGAAUGAAAAGGAUGAGUUUACGAUGAGAAAUAGUGGUAGUGCCCCUGAUACCACUGACGAGAAACGUGCAAUACUCAGAGGGAGUGCUAGUCGACUGUCUAUGGAUCCUCGUCGGCAUGGUGUGUAUGUUCCUAGCGAUGACAGUGACAAUGAAAUGAUGAAAAUACCAGAACGACGUCCUUCAUCCGCUAAGAGCGACAGCCCGAAAAGUCAGAGUCGUCUCUCAAUCAAAUCUACCAACACUUCCACUGAAACUCUGCAAGCUGAAAACCUAAGUGAUGGUGACUCCUCCCCAGAACAGAGGAGAAGAAGUGUGGGUCUGGAAGAAAAGACCCAAAGAGUUUCCCCGAUACGUCAAGGUAACUCAGAGACAGAUUACAACUCAAGUGUCGAGCAGUCUGUAGCUCGUCUUAACGUUAGGAAUCGCCAGUUCGAUGAUGACGAUGAAAGUCCUUUAUUAGCCAUUACCAAAUGGCGUCAGAAGCGAAACGAUAAGAGAAGGAUCAGUGGUUAUGAAAAUGUCGCUGACCAUGAGGGACAUCUAAUGCCUCAUAAUCGUUUACAUCAUGACCACGACCAGGAUCUCAAGACCGAAGUUGGUUCAAGAAGCAGCUAUGCCAGUAGUUACGCCAGUAGCAAUGAACGUGACGAAGGCUUUGAAAGCAUGUCAGGAACUGUCUCACAAAGAACGUCUCUUAGUAGCAAUGUAGACUCUGAAUUCCUAAGCACACCGAUUCUCUCAAGGAAAGCCGACUCCUACCGAUACAGGCCUGCCAACAGCGACCUAAUAGCCAAUGUAGCCCUACCUGAAGAGGACAGUCGCAAGCAGAGGACGGAGAGCUGGACUGCGUCCGUCAUGGCCAGCAGUCAAGGACAGAACAGCAAGAACUCCUCUCUGGAUUCAUCGGUAGACUAUUCAGCAACAUCUCCAGAUAGUGGUCAUGGCACUUCAAAGGAAGAUGUCUGGAGUGAUAAAGAGUCUAAAUUGGCCAGCAAAACAACAACAACAACAACAACAACACCGAAAAGAGCAGCUUCUCCAAAGACCUCCAGACCAUCUACGCCUAAAGAUACACCUAAGUCCCAAACAAAGGCAAAGACGGGUCGCUCAGUUCCUGGUUUCAUGAAAGGCACAGCUAGCGCCUCGGCUAGAGUUAGAGCAGAUUCCACUGGCACUGAUAGCGGCAGGGCUUCACCAUCGCCUAGUCCCCUCAGUCGCAAUAUCUCUGCACGAGCAUCGAUGCGGGCAGAAGCAGCUACACGUGCAUCUGCUUCCGCAUCCUUUACCAGAAAUACAGCGGCAAGGACCUCCAUCCGUGGGACAAAGUCUCGUGCCUCCACCGGCUCCCCUGUUACAAAUCUGAACAAAUCUAAGGUGGGAGGUUCCAACACAAGCUUGUCUUCAUCGACCUCUACAGCCAGUUCCCCAACAAAGACCAGGCUGAACAACACAUUGUCUCCAUCCUCCCGACCCACAACCCCAGCAGCUAGCUCCAGACCUACUACUCCUUCCACUCUCAACAGGACCCAGUCUAUGAGGGUCUCGUCGUCGAAGAGGAGUUCUUUAUUGGGGCCAACCUCAGCUGAACCCAAGAGAAGCUCAACUCCCGUGACAUCUGAAGGAAAGAAGAAACCCUCCUUCAUGUCACCUACUGCUUCAUCCAAGGCGCAGAAAAGCACAGACUCCGCCUCACCAUCCGUUCCUCCCAGGACCAAAAGACACGCCCCUCCACCUCCAUCAGCAUCAUCGGGGCGGGCCAUGUCUCCAGCAACAACUUCACCCCUCUCUCGGACCUCCAGUCUGAGGCUCCCGUCUUCCAGGUCGUCCACGCCCAAGCCAUCUCACACUGAAACUCCGGUGACAAAUAGGGAGAAGACCCAAUCGGAGAAGAAAGGAAGACCUUUCCUCAACAAAAUCGGAGGUGUGAAAAAGUCUGAAUCUCCAGACAAAAAUAACAUGAACAAUUCUCUUUCGACUGUAACGGAAACCGAUUCAGAAGGAAGUUCUAUGGACAAAUCCCCGUCCUUCUUGAAAAGAAUGGGACUCAAUAAACCGAAGGAGCGCCUCUCCAUGAGAGGAACGUCCUCCACAAAAACAGAUUCCCCUGAAAAGGCGUCAGUACGAAGGAAAGCCGUGAAAUAAGGCUUAAAUAAUGACUGAGAGACUUCCCCUGACGUCAGAUCCUGGCGCAUAUUAUUUAUGUGAUAACUGCGGCUGUGUACUCGAGUCUACAACUGAUGGACUCUAGAGAUUGGGCUGGCCCAGUUCCUAUUGGUCUCAAUGUUUCUCGUGGUCUCACACCAUACAUGGCGAGGUGGCGUGUCAUUGGUGGAGCAAUGUCACUUGAUUCUGUGAUAAGAGAAGUUGAACCAGUGCGUGACAUGCGCGUGACGUUGGUGGUCCUAGCCGCAAGUGCGACGGACACACAGACAGACUAACAGAGGGACGAGACAGGACGAGAGGUGGGACGAGAGGUGGGAGGGUGACCUAGCCACCGGUUCCAUACCCGGUGCUAAAAAAUUAUAUAGUCCUUCGCAGAGCCCUUAUGUCUCGGCUAAUGUAUUCAAUUAGCAAAAUAUGUAAAUAGUGUACAUUGAGUUGAUAGAGAACACGACUUGACACAAUGCAACGAAAUUCUUCCAGCUGAUGACAGCACGUGCUUCUUGCCACGGAAACGACAACGUGCACGACGGGUGUUGUAGUAGCGUAGAUCUGCGACGAUACGACGACGACAUCCGAGGUUGAUAAACGGGUACAAAACGGAACGCCGCAUUUAUUUAUGUCUGAUAAACAUUGAAAACUACAGUAGAUAUAGCGUGUGCUUACCGACGCCGCCUGAUGCGAGAGUUCUUAUACAGAAGUUCAAAUUACCUCGACAGUGACACUAUGACCCAUAAUGAAUGCAUUUGAUAGAUGAAGAAAAUGACUUCCUGAUGUACUUGAUAUUAGUGUGAUGAACAUUUAUAGGUAUCGUCUUUUCAUUCAGAAAUGUAAGUUGUAUGGCUUGGAUGGUGCAAAUACGGAAUAAGUUAACCAACAUGCCUUAUUAUGCCUGCUUACAAACGUCCAAUGACGUAUUCCACAAUAGUGCCUUAAAAUAAUCCUACAAUCAUAGCGUGAGUAAACAACUCAUAAGUCUUUCAAAAUGUCAUCAUAUGUCGCAUACAUAUAUAUCUAGAUGUAUAUUAUUUAAUUUCAUACAAUGUACAAAUAUGACUAUGCAUGUUUUGUGCCUAUAUCAGUUAUCAGUGGAAAUUGUAUAUUUCUUACUGCGACUUUCGUUGGUGUAAACUUGAGUGGCAGCUCGUCAUUGGAUAGUUUUGAUACAGAUGAGGACUCCUUGUAACUUGUAUAUUCCAAAGUGCUGAACAUGGAGUCACGUCCGACCCUGCGUGUGUUGCGGCGCGUUAUUAGUUGUAUACUGUCAUCUUCCCGAGGCAAGGGAGUUAACUGACUAUAAAGGUCCAGUUUCAACCCUUGCCGAACUAGGCUGGUAUUAUGGACUUACAUUUUGGCUGGAUUAACGAGGCUAUGCAUAGUCCAAUCAAAAUCGUGCAACGAAAUCGAAACCCGGUCAGUAAAUUGUCGUGUAGAUUUCGGUCGAUUGCAGGAUUUGAAAAGCAUGUACACCGCCAACUCGUUGUCAACAAAUAUUUUCAAAAUCUUUUAAUGUUUCUAAUCAAGGUGUUCAUCAAUUUUUGAUGCACUUCGCGAUGUUACACCCGUUUUAUUACACUAUAAAACUUGAUUAUCGAUCAGAUCGUCUUGACUGGACGCCGCCAUUUUGUUUGAUAGAAAUGCAAGUGAUACGAGAGGUGGAAUCUGAUUGGUCCAUUGGAGAGGCCCAGAAGGUCCAUGACUCGUAAUAAAAGCCUAGUUCGGCAAGGGUGGAAACUGGACUUUUACAGUCAGUUAACUCCCUUGCUUCAGGAAGAUGUAUACUGUAGAUAGAGGAAGAGACGACUCACUUAUAUUCCUUGUUUAAUACUGAGCACACAUCGCGAUGUGGACAUCCACAACCUGUAUCAUAUGUUGUUAUAUUUUGUUAAUAAACCAAUCCCUUCAUCUGAAAAUAAAA